Coregonus sp. 'balchen' is the source of this 7107-nucleotide messenger RNA. The record is from the annotation of a GenBank genome assembly. Lineage: Eukaryota; Metazoa; Chordata; Actinopteri; Salmoniformes; Salmonidae.
ACACACUGCCCUGACAAGUUUCAGAGGGGUGUGUGUGUGUUAGUUCCUGCAUACUGAAUCAGCUCGGACAGCCUGUGUGUGUUAAUGGUCCUCUUUCCUUGAUUUCUCUAGGUAGAAUAUUUGAAUCUUACUUUGACACAUAGAGAGGAGACCAUUAUUUUGCAGAUUUGGUCCUGAUCCAUCCUAGUUUUGAUAAAGUUGAAGGAAUCCCCUUGGAACAAGACUCACUUAUCAUUGGAAGUUCUGCCUUUACCCACUAGAGUGCUCUUUCAUCAUUCAUUAUAUCUUAGCUACUCCAACAGAAGAGAGCAUUUCUUAUUUCCUGGAUAAAGUUUUGGUGCUGCGUGUUCUUUGACGCAGUGGAUGCCACGGCACAGGUAGACACACAGGAGAAUGUCGGUUAAUCUAAGUAUAAAUGGAGCAACGCUCACGGCCGCGUAUAAAGAAGUGGUGGAUGUGAAGUCUGAUACCAACUGGUGAGCAAGAAGAACUGAAAGAAGCAUUAUAUUAGUUGAUUUAGUUGAAGACAGGUGCAUUUGUAUGUGUGUGUUUGUGAUCAGCAACGAUGAGAGAGAGAGAGAGAAUCUUGCAGUUGUUUUUUUGUCUGUCUACAGGGCACUGUUCACCUAUGAGGGGAACACCAAUGACAUCCGCCUGGCAGAGAAGGGAGGUGAGUGUGGGUCUGCAAUAUGAGCUGUUUGUGCAUGUGUGUAACAGGGGUGGUUCUGGGAACUUGUUGUAUAAUAAGAAGAUACAGUGCCUUGCAAAAGUAUUCCUCCCCCUUGGUGUUUUUCCUAUUUUGUUGCAUUACAACCUGUAAUUUAAAUGGAUUUUUAUUUGGAUUUCAUGGAAUGGGCAUACACAAAAUAGUCCAAAUUGGUGAAGUGAAAUGAAAAAAAUUACUUAUUUCAGAAAAUUCUCAAAAAUAAAUAACAGAAAAGUGGUGCGUGCAUAUGUAUUCACCCCCUUUGCUAUGAAGCCCCUAAAUAAGAUCUGGUGCAACCAAUUACCUUCAGAAGUCACAUAAUUAGUUAAAUAAAGUCCACCUGUAUGCAAUCUAAGUGUCACAUGAUCUGUCACAUGAUCUCAGUAAAUAUACACCUGUUCUGAAAGGCCCCAGAGGUUGCAACACCACUAAGCAAGGGGCACCACCAAGCAAGCGGCACCAUGAAGACCAAGGAGCUUUCCAAACAGGUCAGGGACAAAGUUGUGGAGAAGUACAGAUCAGGGUUGGGUUAUAAAAAAAUAUCAGAAACUUUGAACAUCCCAAGGAGCGCCAUUAAAUCCAUUAUUAAAACAUUUAAAGAAUAUGGCACCACAACAAACCUGCCAAGAGAGGGCCGCCCACCAAAACUCACGGACCAGGCAAGGAGGGCAUUAAUCAGAGAGGCAACAAAGAGACCAAAGAUAACCAUGAAGGAGCUGCAAAGCUCCACAGCGGAGAUUGGAGUAUCUGUCCAUAGGACCACUUUAAGCCAUACACUCCAGAGUUUUCUGUUUUUGUCUUAUUUCUUGUUUGUUUCACACAAAAAAAGAUUUUGCAUCUUCAAAGUGGUAGGCAUGUUGUGUAAAUCAAAUGACACAACCCCCCCCAAAAUCCAUUUUAAUUCCAGGUUGUAAGAACCUGGAUAAAAUAGGAAAAAUGCCAAGGGGGGUGAAUACUUUCGCAAGCCACUGUACAUCAUAUUGCGUAGGCUUUAGUUUAGCUGGCUAACAUGGUCAUGUGUGUGUGUGUGUGUGUGUAGACGGUGGUCUGGAGGAGAUGGUGGAGGAGUUGAGCAGUGGGAAGGUGAUGUAUGCCUUCUGUCGCGUCAAGGACCCCAACUCUGGCCUGUGUAAAUACGUCCUCAUCAACUGGGUAAGUAGCACCCAUCCACACACAUACAUCCACACACACACACCACCCUCAAAGCAUAACGAUCACUAGAAACCUUUGUCAAACCUGCCAUUCACGUGUGUGUGUGUGUUUUUUUAGACAGGUGAAGGGGUAAAGGACUCUCGGAAAGGACAGUGUGCCAACCAUGUCAUUUCCAUGGGUAACUUCCUAAGGGUGAGUUUUACCUGCUUUAAAGAGAGAGAGAGAUGCUCUAAAAUGUUAAUUCUCUACAAUCGAGCUGUGUAGACUCUCUCUCUGACCAAUCUCAUUGCUGCAGGGUGCCCAUGUGACCAUCAAUGCACGGGGAGAGGACGACGUGGAGCCAGAGAGUAUCAUGGGUAAAGUGGCCAAUGCGUCUGGUGCCAACUUUAACUUUCGCAAAGAGACACAGAAAUACAGCGACGUACCCAGUGGACCUGUGGUGAGAACACACACACACGCUCACGCACGCAUGCAAGCAUACACACACAUAGUAAUGUGUUGUUGUGUUUCAGGGGUCGGUGUACCAGAAGACUAAUGCUGUGGAUGAGAUUCUGCAAACCAAAGAGACACAGAAAUAUGACAUACCCAGAGGACCUGUGGUGAGUACAUACAUACAUACAUACAUACAUACAUACAUACAUACAUACAUACAUACAUACAGAUGUAAUGUGUUGUUGUGUUUCAGGGGUCGGUGUACCAGAAGACUAAUGCUGUGGAUGAGAUUCUGCAAACCAAAGAGACACAGAAAUAUGACAUACCCAGAGGACCUGUGGUGAGUACAUACAUACAUACAUACAUACAUACAUACAUGCAUACAUACAGAUGUAAUGUGUUGUUGUGUUUCAGGGGUCGGUGUACCAGAAGACUAAUGCUGUGGAUGAGAUUCUGCAAACCAACAAGGACAACUUCUGGGCCCAAUCUCAGGUAGACCUUCUCAGAUAGCCUAGCCUACAUUUUAUUUGUCAUAUGGAACUAGUAAGCUACAUUGAAGUGCUUGCUCUCAAGACAUAACAAAAUUCCAGACAAAAGUAAUACUAUACUUAUUGUUAUCUCCCUAUCCCUAAUGUGGUUUGAAAUCCUAUUUUGAGUUACUCUGCUGCUGGUUCUUUGGCAGUUUGGUUCAAACAGAAUGUUAAAUUUCUCUCUCAGAGGGAUGACGAGGUGCGUCAGAAGGAGGAGAGCAAGAGAAUGGAGGAGGAGAGGCAGAGGGUGAAAAGAGAGCAAAAAGAGAGGGAUGAAAAGGAGGCCGCAGAGAGACAAAUUAGGGCGAAGGAGAGAGCCUCUCAGAUCGACCAGGCAAAGUCAGUCAUCACAGAUGCACACAACACGCGCGCACACAAACACAUGCUCAAUAUCAUAUUGUCUGUUUUCGUGUCCGUUUGUGUAUCUGUUUGUUUGUGUGACAGGAGUUACCAGAAGCAGCAGGAGUCAGAGUCUAGAGACCAGGAACGAUGUCAGCCGGUGAGCCUUCUAUGUGUGAUUUUACAGUGCCUUCGGAAAGUAUUCAGACAUUUACUUUUUCCACACUUUGUUACGUUACAGCCUUAUUCUAAAAUGGAUUAAAGAAAUAAAAAUCCUCAGCAAUCUACACACAAUACCGCAUAAUGACAAAGCGAAAACAGGUUUGUAGAAACACAAGUAUUCAGACCCUUUGCUAUGAGACUCGAAAUUGAGAUCAGGUGCAUUCUGUUUCCAUUGAUCAUCCUUGAUGUUUCUACAACUUGAUUGGAGUCCACCUGUGGUAAAUUCAAUUGAUUGGACAUGAUUUGGAAAUGCACACACCUGUCUAUAUAAGGUCCCACAGUUGACAGUGCAUGUCAGAGGAAAAACCAAGCCAUGAGGUUGAAGGAAUUGUCCGUAGAGCUCUGAGACAGGAUUGUGUUGAGGAACAGAUCUGGGGAAGGGUAUCAAAAAAUGUCUGCAGCAUUGAAGGUCCCCAAGAACACAGUGGCCUCCAUCAUUCUUAAAUGGAAGACGUUUGGAACCACCAAGACUCUUCCUAAAGUUGGCUGCCCGUCCAAACUGACCAAUUUGGGGAGAAGGGCCUUGGUCAGGGAGGUGACCAAGAACCCAAUGGUCACUCUGACAGAGCUCUAGAGUUCCUCUGUGGAGAUGGGAGCACAUCCAGAAGGACAACAAUCUCUGCAGCACUCCACCAAUCAGGCCUUUAUGGUAGUGUGGCCAGACAGAAGCCACUCAUCAGUAAAAGGCACAUGACAGCACGCUUGGAGUUUGCCAAAAGGCACCUAAAGGACUCUCAGACCAUGAGAAACAAGACUCUCUGGUCUGAUGAAACCAAGGUUGAACUCUUUGGCCUGAAUGCCAAGUGUCACAUCUGGAGGAAACCUGGCACCAUCCCUAUGGUGAAGCAUGGUUGUGGCAGCAUCAUGCUGUGGGGACUGGGAGACUAGUCAGGAUCGAGGCAAAGAUGAACAGAGCAAAGUACAGAGAGAUCCUUGAUGAAAACCUGCUCCAGAGCGCUCAGGACCUCAGACUGUCCAACGGGACAACGACCCUAAGCACACAGCCAAGACAAUGCAGCAGUGUCCUCGAUACAAGUCUCAGAAUGUCCUUGAGUGGCCUAGCCAGAGCCCGGACUUCAACCCGAUCUAACAUAUCUGGAGAGACCUGGAAAUAGCUGUGCAGCGACGCUCCCCAUCCAACCUGACAGAGCUUGAGAGGAUCUGCAGAGAAGAAUGGGAUAAACUCCCCAAAUACAGGUGUGCCAAGCUUGUAGCGUCAUACCCAAGAAGACUCGAGGCUGUAAUCGCUGCCAUAGGUGUUUCAACAAAGUACUGACUAAAGGGUCUGAAUACUUAUGUAAAUGUGCUAUUUCCAUUUCCUAUUUGCUUUGUCAUCAUGGGGUAUUGUGGUUAGAUUUGAGGGGGGGAAAAAACAUUUUGAUCAAUUUUAGAAUAAGGCUGUAACCUAACAAAAUGUGGAAAAAGUAAAGGGGUCUGAAUACUUUCUGACGCACUGUAAAUGUGUUGCACGAAAUGCUUUUGUGCGUUGCAGUAUUCCAAACGUGUGUUUUUGUGUGUCUGCUUUUUAGGAGAAGCAGGAGAGUGAGCGUCAGAACUCUCAGAGGACAAGACCUGCAUCUGUACAAAAAGCAAACGUGAGAGUCUUCACUCACUGUUAGUGUGUGUGUUCAAUAUGUAAUAAUUUACUGAACUGUGUGUCUGUGUCUGUCAGGAGGCAGCAAGUCUGAUCUCCCAGAGGUCCUUCAACCCCAGAGAGCUGUUUAAGAAGAGAGAGGAGAGCGCUUCACUGAACAACACACCCAGCUCCAGACCUGGUAAAAUCAUCUACAAUGUUGUAGUAGUGUUGUAUAGAUAAGCAACAAGGUGGGUAUCGACAUAGAAAACUGGUCAACACUAAACACACUUAAUUUCUUAACGUUAUCAAUAAAUAAUUGACAUAUCAAUAACACAUAUUCUACACAUCUUCCCCUAGCCCCAAUAACACAUAACAGAUAUUAUUCCCCUCCCUUAGGGAAGCUGCAGAGCCCCUUCCUGUCUCAGAAGUCCACUGAGAGAGCGAUGCCCAUCGAACCACAUUCCCCACAAUACCCUGCUUUCCUUCUCCCAGAAGCCCCGGCUCCACUGCUCUCACCUGUCCAACCCGCAGGUAAUACAUGCACCCACACAUACACACCCAUCUGUAUCAUAGAUAACCCUUUAACCCCUGCUCCACUGCUCCCAGAAUACCCUGCUCCACUGCUCCCAGAAACGCCUGAACCAGCUGCCCCGCUCUCACCUGUCCAACCCACAAGUCAGACAUGCAUGCACAGACGAAUGCACACACAUCUGUAUCAUAGCUAAGCCUUUAACCCCUUACUUCUCUGCUCCCAGAAACCCCUGUUCCUCUACUCUCAAACGACUGCUCCUCUGAGCCCAGAAGCCCCUGCUACUGUGCUCCUACAGCCCGAGGCACCAGUUGCCCCACGCUCACAUGUCCAACCCACAAGCCAAACACGCAUGCAUGCAGCUAACCAUUUCCACCACAGGCUGAUUCAUGUCAUAAUAAGGCUGUCUAAAUAAUAUUUGUGUGUAUGUGUGUCAGAGUCUUCCUUCACUGAAGAGGAGUACUGGUCGGAUGAUUUUGAUGAGGAUACAGAGGACACAGCACUAGAGGAUGGUAGGCCUCCGCCUCACACACGCAAACUCAUUUCCAUUCUCACAUUGUUACUGCUUAAAAACUACAGCUGGCGAGGGUCUUUAAAUAUUUAAUCUCUCAGAGCCAACAGUUGCCACCCUGGUUCAGGGUAGAGAGAAGCACAUUGGCCCAGACGAGGUGUACGAGCUCCUGCCAUUGGCAGAGACAAAUGAGGAGGAGAACAUUUAUGAUGAUAUCUACCAGGACACACCCACAGUAAGUCUACAGGAAGUAUGAUGACGUUGCCCUUAGCCAUGUUAUCAAAAAAUUAUUCUGAAUACGUUGGAAAACUCUGAUGUUAUGACUCCACUGUUUUAUUCCUCUUCAAAUCUUCUUUAACUCCCGAUCACUUGAACAAUCUCUCUCAGGUGGUGGAGCAGAGAGAGGAGGCCAGUGGACAGGAUGUGCGUGCCAGGUCUCUGUAUGACUACCAAGCCAGUGAGUGUUGCCCAGCUCUGGGUUCAAAUCAAGUACUUCUCUUUUUCUCAUUUCAUCUGAUCCGUCUUUGCUUCUCUCAUCUUUUCUCUGAUGUCUCACGUCAUAUUCCUUCCCUUCUUUCAUCUCUUCUGGCACCAUUGAAUUGAAUGUAAUAUUCUUUCAUACUUCUCUCCUCUCACCAGCUGAUGACUCUGAGAUCACCUUUGAUCCCGAUGACAUCAUCACAGGGAUAGACAUGGUGGAUGAGGGUUGGUGGAGAGGCUACGGACCGGAUGGACACUACGGAAUGUUCCCGGCCAAUUAUGUUGAGCUCCUGUAGUUCCAAAGCCCUCCCACAUGCCUGUACAACCAAUUAGAGCAUCAGUUGGAUCAUUCUGACUGCGACCCCUGCGAACAGUACAGGGGUAGGAAGGGGGAUGUUUUCCUUGCAGCACAGAUAUUAGGGUUAUAAGUGGAAAGUGAAGAGAAUGGGGGUGCAGGGCUUAUCAGGGAUGUCAGGGAAAGUGACUAUCACUUGAUUACUGUAUAUUAAUCUACAACAGGGCUAAUGUCAGUCUUUAUGACUGUCUGGUUUUAGUCAGGUCUCAGACUAGCAGUCUCUAACUCAGGGUAUUCUAUAAUAUAAUAAUAUAAAUAAUAUGCCAUUUAGCAGA